Molecule: messenger RNA, 1780 nt
Organism: Daphnia magna
Lineage: Eukaryota; Metazoa; Arthropoda; Branchiopoda; Diplostraca; Daphniidae
Exons: 4
Coding region: 131-1576 (481 amino acids)
Source: RefSeq, a predicted model, not a curated record
AGUUGUUUACAAACAGUCGAGCUUUCCUUCGCCUUUCACUGGACAUGAAUUAUUUAAGCUGACCUUUUUAGGUUUUGUUGCGUUUUGCGUGGAAUCUUGAAACCGCCCGGGUUUGGCGUUCUUAUGUGAAAUGAGUAUGACAACGGAAAAUAGUCUUCAAAGAAAUGGUAGCAGAUUUCUGUGGUGUCAAGGAUUGUUUAGAUUUGGUUGGUGUCCGUGUUUUAGGCGGAAGGUGGCUCCUGUCAAUCCGGUGCCCAGCGAUUCGGAUUUCAUGACACUUGGAAAGAAGGGAACAAGAGUUAUAUGUGUAGUUCACAUCGACCCGUCUUUAAGCUGUGACAUCUUGACCAAAAAAGACAGUUCAUUAGCAGCUUUUGCAAAGAAGGUGGUAUGUGAAGACAAAGGCUAUGAAUCUGAUUCAUCCAACGAAGAAUAUUGGUUCUCUAAAUGGUCAAGGCCACUGAGAACUGUGAAACGGUUUCAAACAGACCAUCUUCAAAAGCAAAAUAUUAUAGGACUCAUCAAAAAUCAUCUACCUGCAGCAGAGAAAACCCCAAAAUCUGAAAACUGCAGUACCAACACAGAUCUGAAAGUUGUAUCUACCUUUGCAAUGGAACAAUCUUCCCAAAUAAUCAAAGAGGCAUCACAUGAAGUCAGCAAUAAAAAUACUGCUACAAUUUGUUUAGAUCUUUCCCAAACAGGCUCUGACUCUGCUCAAGUUGACAACAAAGAUGGUGUUGUAAAUUUGGCCUUUGAAGGUUCUCCCAGUGACCCUGGUGCAUCAGUUGUCACUGCCAAUGACUUUAAACAACAAAACAUGGCCAGGCCUCUACUGUAUUUUAUCCAUGGUGCUGGAGAAUCGUCUGAAUGUUGGAAGGCCCUCAUGCACCAUUUUGCAGGUCUUGGCUAUGAGGUUCUUGCUAUAGACUUGCUAGGACACGGAUUCAGUCAUACACCACUUGUAGAAAAAUCCUAUACAUUUAAAAAACUAUUGGGAGACGUUAUUAGUGUCUUUGAUGCGCAUAUAUCCAAUGGACGCAAAUGUGUCCUGAUUGGGCACGGAUACGGUUGCUCAUUUGCUGUUGCCCUUUCACGACAAAGAAGUGCCAAUGUUACCUUGUUAGCUUUGCUGAGCAGUGGUGGUCCAACUCCACUUGCACCUCCCGUUAAUUGGCGGCGUGAAUGGAAACUUCCUGCGUCGAUGCUUCAUUGCCUGCGGAGCAUACUUCCAUGUGGGAUGAGAAGAAAUGUCUUUUAUGGACCACGUGGCAAAAGCUGUCUGCACGACACUGUCUACUUUCAAAGUCUUCCGUCCUACGUCCGCCAUCAUCUUGCAGUUGGUCAGACAUGGUCUGAAGGUGAUGUUGCCUUUCACCGCAAAAUAGUUAUGCCUACCCUUCUUGUUCACGGGCUGAAAGAUCCUUAUGUCUCGUUGGUUGAAAUGUGCGAAAUGGAGAGGACUAUUCCACGUGCUUUCCUAGAAGUGAUACCCGAAUCUGGCCAUGACAUCAUGUCAGAUGUACCGAACCAAUUGUGCAAGAUGCUUCGCAAAUUUUUCGAGCAUUGGCAGCGCUGACAGUUUUUCAUUUUAAGGAAUUUGUAUCUGAUUUUAGUCGUACUGUAAACUAUGUUGACGACUUGAACUAUUAUUUACCAUUGUGCCUUCCUAUUUUCAUUAUUUUAUGCGAGUUUUAUGCGCUACUCCUUCCAUUUUUCUUAUUCACGGAAACGAAAACCUAAAUACCAAAAUACAUUCACAUUAGGGAAUUGUGGACCAAAA